AUGACAAAUCUUACAGUUUGCCAGAAUCUGGAAAGAAUCAGAAACAUGCAGCAGGACCCACUUAAUGGUCUCCACAAGCGAAUGACAACCAUUCCCACAAGAGAUGUUCCCAUACUACCACCCAACAGCAAAGCCGUCAGGAAGCACUACUUAUCGGUGGUGCCUGCUGGCGUCCUGUACCUGGAAGGAUCAGUCCUUGUAUUUGAGGAUGUCUUCAAACUGGUUGCCUUCUACUGUGUCAGUAGGGAUUUGCUGCCCUUCACCCUGAAGCUGCCACAAGCAAUAUUAGAAGCCAGUAGCUCUCAAGACCUUGAAAUUAUCUCUAGUCUGGGGAUAGAUUUCUGGGAUUCCUCCUUAAACCACAGAAGAGGAGAGGAGUUAUCCCACCCUGCAAAAAACUCUGCUUUCAGCACUGCCCAGGCAGACAGUUUAAGGUCUACCCAAUGUUUUGCAAGUAGCACAAACCACUGCUCAUGUGAAAUUGAGCUGUCAAUAGGAAAUGACAGGCUGUGGUUUGUGAAUCCUAUUUUUAUAGAAGAGUGCAGUAAUCCUUUUCCUCCAGAUGUACCUCCUCCUAAAAGCCACGCAGUGAGCACCGAUCUCCCCCGUGCCAGCACGCUUGCUGAAAGGAGGUCUCCCCGCCGCCCUCCUCCGCCUCCACCUCCUCACGCUCUCAUUCAGAAAUCUUCUCUGAAGCUCCUGAGGGAUCCCAUGACUGCCUGUGAAGAAAAUGAGCUGCUUCAGCCACUAGGGAAGAGCAUCAAGGAAAUGAAAAUUGAGGGCGGUGACAAUAAAGAAGAAGAAAGGAAGCAGAUCUGCUCAGGCAAUGAGCCCUUGGCAGUGAGCCCCAAGAAGGGCUCCCAGCCCUCUGUUCCCCCACGGAGGCAGCUGUGUGAGAGGACCUCGGAGGAGAGCUGUGUUGGUAAGCCUGGGAGUUGUGAAACGCUGAAAGGGGAAGGGACAGAAGAAAAACAAGACACAAGUACAGAGAACAGAGAUAAAAAGUCGCUGUGCAAAACAGCUAUAGAAAUGCCUGAGGAGGUUCCCGAAAGGGCUGUAUCACAGUUUCAGGAGACAAAGCCCGAACCUGCAGAGAAGAAGGAGGACAUGCCUGAGAUACAAAGCAAUGCCAUUGAGAAAGGAAAGUCACCUCCUAUCCCACCACCGAGAAGGAAGAGGCUUUCCCAGAUACCGAGUAUCUCCAGGUCCUGCCAGUUGAAGCAAAGAACAGUGGCAAACGCGACCACGGCCACAGCACAGGCUUUGGGCAAGAGCAGCUCAGCUACAGUGGCAGGUGGUGCCACUUGCACACACACGGAGACUGAACAGGGACAUGGCUGCCAAUCCAUCAGCUCAGCCGAACUGAGGGGUUCACACUCCUCCCUGGAGGGCCCAGGAGGCAGCGCUGUGGCUCAGGCAUCAGCAUCUGAGCCAGACUCCUACUCCACCAGCAGCACAGAGGAUGACCUGGAGAUGCUGAGUAGUUCGUCUGGUAAAAAGACGCGCUCCAUGAUCUUGGUCAAGGCCAAGAACAGGCUGUCCUUUGUAAGCCUGUCCAAUGUCUUCACAGUGUUUUUGUCCAGUGACAGGAAGCUGCAGAAGAAGAUAGUGGAGCUGGCACAGGACAAGGAUUCGUACUUUGGCAACCUGGUGCAGGACUACAGAGUGUACAGUUUAGAGAUGAUGGCAAAGCAGAGCUCCAGCACAGAGAUGCUGCAAGAAAUCCGGAUGAUGAUGACGCAGCUGAAGAGUUACUUAGUGCAGAGCACUGAGUUGAGAUCUCUGAUAGACCCCACCUCCUAUACUGAGGAACAGUUAGACGCAAUUGCUGAGACAGCUUUGUACAAAUGUGUCCUGAAGCCUUUAAAAGAAGCCAUAGAUUCUUACUUAAAAGAAAUCCACAACAAAGAUGGAUCUUUACAGCAGCUAAAAGAGAACCAACUUGUGAUACAAAACACAACUACCACUGACCUAGGCGUCACGACCAGUGUGCCUGAAACCGUUGUGCUGGAAAAGAUCCUUCACAAGUUCACAACCAUGCACAAGGCCUACUCCCCAGAAAAGAAGAUUGCCAUCUUGCUGAAGUCCUGCAAACUCAUCUAUGACUCCAUGGCUCAGGGAAACCCAGGGAAACUGUACGGUGCAGAUGACUUCCUCCCUGUGCUCAUGUAUGUGUUGGCCCGCAGCAACUUGACUGAAGUCCUUCUGAAUGUGGAGUAUAUGAUGGAGCUCAUGGACCCUGCUCUGCAGCUAGGGGAAGGCUCUUAUUAUUUAACCACCACCUAUGGGGCCCUGGAGCACAUCAAGAAUUACGACAAAAUCACCGUCACGCGGCAGCUGAGCAUGGAGGUGCAGGACUCCAUUCACCGCUGGGAGCGACGGAGGACGCUGAACAAGGCCCGGGCUUCCCGUUCAUCAGUGCAGGAUUUCAUCUCUGUCUCCUUUAUGGAAAUCAGUGCUCAGACAAGGACUCUUGCUUCCCGGCAUGACACCACAGCUGAGCAGCUGAGCCAGCAGUGUGCCGAAAAGUUUGAAGUUUCCCAUCCCAAGGACUAUGGACUUUUUGUUUAUGUUGAUGACCAGUGGCUGCAGCUGGACAAAGAUGCCCUUCCUCACCAUAUCAAAGGCUCCCUACUGAAGAGUGAAACCAAGAAAGAUUUCCAUUUUAUUUAUAAACCAAUAGACAAUAAAACCCCACCAGUUCCAAUUGUCAAAGAGUCAGACUUUCCCUAA
Molecule: messenger RNA, 2733 nt
Organism: Cariama cristata (Red-legged seriema)
Lineage: Eukaryota; Metazoa; Chordata; Aves; Cariamiformes; Cariamidae
Gene: RIN3
Product: Ras and Rab interactor 3
Exons: 9
Coding region: 1-2733 (910 amino acids)
Biological process (GO): signal transduction; vesicle-mediated transport
Cellular component (GO): endocytic vesicle; cytosol
Molecular function (GO): guanyl-nucleotide exchange factor activity; small GTPase binding
Source: RefSeq, a predicted model, not a curated record